AUGAUCGCCAGCACUCAGCAAAACAUGCCCUCUGACAUGAAUGGUGUGGCUUACCAUGGUCCUCCACGUAACUGGAGAGGCAUUGGGAUAGCUUUGAUGGUGAUCCUGAUGAUCAUUUCACUGGUCAUCCUGUCUGUCAUCAUGCUCACUCCUGAUGAUUCUCUUCUUCUCCAGCGCUCCCGUCUUACUCUGGAGGACCUGGACAAAGACAAUUUCAAAGUUCAUGACGCCCAUGUGACCUGGCUCAACGAUGAUGAGGUGGCCUUUCGCACCAGGGAAGGGCACAUCCUGAAACACAGCCUGAGUGAGAACCUCACCAUCGCUCUGCUGGGUGGCAGCAUCCUAGUGUUCUCAAAAUCAUUUUCAGCUUCCUAUGUAAUUUACAGUGUGGGGACAGGGGAAUUUCUUGAGCUAAACCCACACAGAGUGAAGCCAUCUGCUCUUCAAUAUGCCGCAUGGGGUCCCCAUGGAAAUCAUUUGAUCUACAUCUUUCAGAAUAACCUCUACUACCAGCCCGGUGUGUACAGUGGUCCUGUGCGUCUCAGCACUACAGGCAGUGGGUCUGUUAUCAACGGGCUGUCAGACUGGACAUAUGAGGAAGAGAUCCUCCAGACGUACCCUGCCUACUGGUGGUCUGGAGACGGGGUACGGCUGGCGUACCUGUCCAUCAAUAACACACACACACCCUAUGUGGAGAUCCCUCGUUUUACUGGAGGGCCAUACCCCACAGGAGCCUACUAUCCAUACCCUAAGGCAGGAGAUAAUAUCCCUGCAGUUACUCUUUACGUGGUGAACGUCUUCAGCCCUGCUCACACUCUGAGGAUGACUGCUCCAGUCUCACUCAAAAACAGAGGUCAUUACAUCUCCAUGGUGAAAUGGACCAGUGGGACCAGGCUGGCUGUGCGUUGGUUGAACCGGGUCCAGAACCAGUCUGUUCUCUCUGUGUGCGAGGCCACCACCGGAGUCUGCUCACAGGAGGCGCCCCUCUUCUCUAGAGACGGCUCCAUGUUCUAUGUCACUCUGCCUGCGGCACAAUGGGGUCAUGGAGAGUAUCGACACAUAGCUGUCCUCCCUACUCAGCCUUUGACUACCCCAAUGUCUCCACGAUUCCUGACAUCAGGCCACUGGGAUGUGAUGUCACUCUGUGGCCUGGAUGAAGACGCAGAGAAAAUAUACUUCCUCAGCACAGAGGCAUCCAAACACAGCAGACACCUUUACAGUGUGAACCUCUGGGGUUUUUCUCAAAGACACUGUCUUACCUGCACACUCUCAGAGACCUGCCGCUUCUACAAGCCACAGUUCAACCCCAGCCUCACUCGUGUUAUCCUCCACUGCUUGGGCCCUGGCAUCCCCAGAGUGACUGUCCACAGCACCAGAGAACAUUUCAGGUACAAGGUUCUGGAAGACAACAAGCCUCUGUCUGAGGCCCUGAAGGGCAAACGGCUCCCCAUCACACACUACAGCACCAUUACAGCUGACCACUAUGAUAUGCAUCUAAAGCUGGGUCUACCACAGGGGUAUGAAGAAGGCCUACAUCCUCUCCUCAUCAUCAUGGAUGGAGCCCCUGACACUCAGGCAGUCACAGACCGUUUCUCUCUGGGCUGGCCCCAGGUCCUCUCCAGUAUCCACAGUGUAGCUCUGGCCUGGGUGGACGGCAAAAGUGGGGCGGCACACGGCCUGAGGUCACCUAACCUUGACCCCAGGAAACUCAGCUCCCAGAGAGUCAAAGACCUGCUGAGCGUAGUAGAGUGGUUGUUGGAGUUGCCGUACAUUGAUAACAGAAGAAUUGCGCUGUAUGGAAAGGCAUUUGGUGGACUUCUGACACUGAAGAUGAUGGCAGCAGCCAACAUAUUUAAAUGUGCUGCAGUGAUGGCUCCAAUCACAGACUUCAAAAUCUACAAUGCUGCUUUCUCUGAGAGACACCUGGGUCUUCCAGCCACUCAGGAGAGCUUCUACAAGGAUGCCUCUUUGCUGGAUGAUGUGGUCAAUCUGAGGGACAAGAACUUCCUCCUUUUACAUGGAACCGCAGAUGCACAUGUCCACUUCCAGCACACUGCCGAGCUCAUAGACCGUCUGGUGUCAGCAAAGGCCAACUACUCUCUGCAGAUUUACCCUGACGAGGGCCACGUUUUGAGACGGAGCCACAGUGAUCAGCACUUCCGGCGCACCUUAACAAACUUUCUCCAGGACUGUCUGGCUCCUAUGUCCCCUCAAAAGUCUGAUGGACAGGAGGAUGACUGAGAGCUACCCUCCCAAACAUUUACAUCCAACAACAAAACACCAAAACACCAUACUUCCAUCCUUUUGACCUUGAGGAUUUUGCAUGAGGGAAAUGUGAAAAGGCCUGUAGUGUGAAGGGAAAGCAUGCUCUCAAAUGUCUCAUGUUGAGUAGAGUUUGAAUUUUUGUAUUUAAAUAGCUGACUAAACUCAACUCCAUGGUGAAGGAAGUUAAACUUCCUUGGAGUUUAGUCAUCUAGUAUUUAGCAUGACCCAUAUUGCAGAACCUGAUUAUUGCAAAAAUCCUUAAGAAUUUGUUCUUGUUUCCUAAGU
Oncorhynchus kisutch (coho salmon) is the source of this 2550-nucleotide messenger RNA. RefSeq names its product inactive dipeptidyl peptidase 10-like. Lineage: Eukaryota; Metazoa; Chordata; Actinopteri; Salmoniformes; Salmonidae. The coding region runs from base 1 to 2241 and encodes 746 amino acids. The record is from RefSeq and is a predicted model, not a curated record. Gene Ontology annotation, cellular component: voltage-gated potassium channel complex; plasma membrane. Gene Ontology annotation, molecular function: serine-type peptidase activity. The transcript is spliced from 23 exons. Gene Ontology annotation, biological process: regulation of potassium ion transmembrane transport; proteolysis.